Messenger RNA from Salvia miltiorrhiza (redroot sage), 1989 nucleotides. RefSeq names its product COBRA-like protein 6. The record is from RefSeq and is a predicted model, not a curated record. The transcript is spliced from 6 exons. Gene Ontology annotation, cellular component: plasma membrane. The coding region runs from base 444 to 1796 and encodes 450 amino acids. Gene Ontology annotation, biological process: cellulose microfibril organization; plant-type cell wall cellulose biosynthetic process. Lineage: Eukaryota; Viridiplantae; Streptophyta; Magnoliopsida; Lamiales; Lamiaceae.
UAAUUUACAGAAAUAGUAUGGAAAAAAAAAAUUAACAAAAAAAAAACGAAAUUAAAAGAAGAAACGAAGGAAAAAAAAGUAUUCAAAGUUGGAAAAACUUAAGCCAAAACGGCAGCCACCGAGAUUUAUGAGCUUUGAAUGCAUAAUUCUCGUAUAGACACAUUCCUGCCACCCCACCUUGUAUUUAUGGCAUCACAAUUAAUGUUUUCUUAUAAUUUUUUCGCAAAUUUAGAUUUCCCAAAUCAUUAAUUAAUGUGAAUUUUCCGACUAAUUCAUUGCAGACAAAACUGUAUUUCAAAAAUAUUACAGCUUUUCACUGUUUGUCCUACACACACACACUUCGCAUCACAUUUGAUUAGAAGAAAAAAAGAAGAAGAGAAAAGUAAACCAGAAGAGAGAGAGAGAGAGAGAGAGAGAGAGAGAGAGAGAGAGCAGUCAGAUUAAUGGAGGUGAUGCUAUGUUGGUUUGUUACGAAGCACAGAUUAUUAGAUAUAAUCUUGGUGAUUAGUUUAUUCUGCUGUGCGAUUUUUAUGUCACCAGCCUAUGCGUAUGAUCCAUUGGAUCCUAAUGGGAACAUCACCAUCAGAUGGGAUGUCUUGCAAGAAAACGACGAUUCUUCAAAAGAUAUACGGAUAUCGAUCGUGAACUACCAGCUAUUCCGGCAGAUGGAGCAGCCGGGGUGGAAGCUAAGCUGGAGAUGGCGAGGCAGCGAGGUGAUAUGGAACAUGUUGGGCGCAGAGGCGACUGAGCAGGGAAACUGCUCCUUAUUCAAAGGCAAAGUUCUGCCGCAUUGCUGCGAAAGGGAGCCCGUCAUAAUCGACCUCCUCCCCGCCGCCCCUUACAACAAGCAGGUCGCCAACUGCUGCCGAGGCGGAAUCCUCACAUCCGUCACUCAAGAUCCCGCCAAACACAUCUCCGCUUUCCAGAUGCACAUCGGGACCGCGGACGCCGACGGCCCCUCGUCCAAGCCCGGGAUGCCGACGGCCUUCUCCCUCGGCGCCCCGGGCUACACGUGCGGCGAGGCCGUCCAAGUACCCCCCACCAAAUUCGCUGAGGAUCAAGGCCGUAGAAGGACGCAGGCAUUUGAGACGUGGAACGUGACGUGCACGUAUUCGCAGUUUCGUGCGUCGCCUGCGCCGAGUUGCUGCGUUUCGUUGUCUGCUUUCUAUAAUCAGACCAUUGUCAAGUGCCCACAGUGUAGCUGUGCUUGCCAGGAACAAGCUGGAACUCAGUGUGUGAAGGUAGGGGAGUGGUCGCCUCCGCAGCUGCAGCUAAGUCAUAACGAGCCAGCAAAGCCGGUGGUGCAGUGCACGAACCACAUGUGCCCGAUAAAGGUCCACUGGCACAUCAAGCUCAGUUACACGCAUUAUUGGAGGGUGAAAGUCACCGUCACCAACCUAAACUACGUCAGGAAUUAUAGCGACUGGAAUUUGGUGGUGUUGCACCCUAAUCUCCGAAGUGUUGAACAAGUCUUCAGCUUCAAUUACAAGCCUCUCAAUGUUUAUGGAAACAUAAAUGAUAGUGGGGUGUUUUAUGGGAUACAAUAUUACAAUGACAUGCUUCUGCAGUCAGGGAAGAAUGGGAAUGUGCAGACAGAGAUACUUCUGCAUAAAGAUGAAGACUUCACAUUUAAGGAAGGGUGGGGAUUUCCGAGGAAGAUUUCUUUUAACGGUCAGGAUUGCGUGAUGCCGUCGCCCGAUGAUUAUCCGAGGCUGCCGAAUGCUGGCCGUUUUCAGACACCUCCACACUAUGUGGUUCUUUUGUUGUUGCUUUUGAUGUUGUCAUUAAUGAUUUGAUUUCAAAGUCUUUUAAUGUUGAUAUAGUUUGAUUCAUGAUUGUCUAGAAUGUGGUUUCAGUGAGGGAAAUAAGGGCUUGUGUUGUAUAUGGAAGGUGGGAAAAUGCUGUUUGAUAAUUUGAACCUGAUAUGAAGGUGGUUAAUUUUCACUAGAAAUCAUUAUUCUUUUGUAAUGUAAUACACAUUUGUAGGUA